Trifolium pratense (red clover) is the source of this 1052-nucleotide messenger RNA. Its product is annotated as universal stress protein PHOS32-like. The record is from RefSeq and is a predicted model, not a curated record. The transcript is spliced from 3 exons. Bases 154 to 864 code for a protein of 236 amino acids. Lineage: Eukaryota; Viridiplantae; Streptophyta; Magnoliopsida; Fabales; Fabaceae.
AAAAGCAAAAAUGAACCAUGUCCCAUAUACAACCAUUUUGCACAUUUUUCUCAGCCACAACAACAAGUAUUAUUGUUAUUUGUUUUUGUUUCUUUAUUAUUCUCUUUAUAACAAUUUGUGUUUUCUCUAACAAGAUUAGUAACAUUCCAAGAAAUGGGCAAGAGAGGAACAAGGUUACCUGGUUUUUGUUUGAACAGAAUUAGGCCUCAUGCGAGGGUGCGUUCGCCAACUAUACAAGCGAAGAAUGAUAAAAGUGAUGAUACUAAAAUUGAUGAGAAGAUUGAGAAUUCUUCAUGUAGUGUUUGUGAGGAGAAAUUAGAUGAUAGUGGUGUGAAACAAGGGUCAGUGAUUAGUAGGAAGAUUAUGAUUGUGAUUGAUUCUAGUCUUGAAGCUAAAGGUGCUUUGCAAUGGGCACUAACUCAUACUGUUCAAAAUCAUGAUACUAUAGUUCUUCUUCAUGUGAUGAAAUCUUCUUCUAAACAAGCCACAGAUGAUGAAGCUUCUAGCAAGGAGACAGAUCCAAGGGCUUAUGAACUUGCUUCUUCUUUCAAGAAUAUUUGUAAUGUGAAGAUGCCGGAGGUACAAAUUGAGAUUGCAGUAACAGAAGGAAAAGAAAAGGGACCAAAAAUAGUGGAGGAAGCCAAAAAACAAGGUGUGGCACUUUUGGUAUUGGGACAGAAGAAGAGGUCCACCACGUGGCGACUUCUAAUGAUGUGGGCUGGCAAUAGAGUAACUGGUGGUGUUGUAGAGUAUUGUAUCCAAAAUGCACAUUGUAUGGCAAUUGCUGUGAGAAGAAAGGGUAACAAAACUGGAGGGUAUAUGAUUACUACUAAACGUCAUAAAGAUUUUUGGCUAUUAGCUUAAUCUAUUGUCAAAAUAAUUUGGAUGUUGUCUCACCUUUAAGAUUUUACAAGUGAUUAAUUAUAUAAUGUUGUUUGGUUUGUAAAAUCACAAUGUUAUUUGUAAAUAAUAAAGUGUUUUGUGAUAUGCAAAAGUAUGUAAUUGAGAAUGGAAAGGAUGAAUGUGCAUUUUGGUAUAAAUUUUUUAUCUUA